GUGGAACCGAAGCGAACUUUGUUUUUGUUUUGAUUUUUUUGACAGCUUUUGUUUAACUACCUAAACAAAGUUUGUUGUUGUUUUGAUCUGUUUUGAUUAUGUGUUUUGACAGUUCUACCAACUUUGUUUGUUUGGUUUGUUGACAAACAACCUGUUUAGACUCAGCUGUUUCAAACUAGUAAGCAUGUCCUGCUGCAUCCCGGCCUGCACGGCCAAGACGCUGCUGGUGCGAUUCCCGGACCACCUGCUGCUCCGCAGGCGAUGGUUCCGGGUGAUCGCGCUGGCCACCGGCGUCGCGCUCGGCUCCGACGACGAGCUCGAACCGCUGAAGAUCUGCCUGGCGCACUUUACCCAUCCGGACGAGCGCUUCUACCAGGAACCGUCCAUUUUUCCCAGCAAGCGGAACCCGGAAAAACGGGUCAGCCUGACGUGCUGCAAGCUGUGCCAUCGGUACAUGCCGACGAGUGGGAUGUGUCGGUUGAGUGGAACGCUGAAUGGGACCAUACUGGCGGGCUUGCUCUUCCCGACGAUCCGCAUCCGGAUCCACCCGCGGGACUACACGAGUUUCGUGUGCCGGCGGUGUCUGGUGAAGGUCGACGUGGUUCGCAAGAUUCAGGCCGAAUUUGGGGAGUUGAAGGCGACCACGGAUAUGGUGGACAGCUUGAAGACUCCGCUGGAGGUGGUCGCGCCGGAGCCGGAAGUGCCGGGGGUCGUUGAUGACGAGGGCGUUCAGGUGGAGUACCUUGAGGAGUGGGAUAACCAUGAAGGGGAUGACAAUGAAGAGCAGGUCACGUGGGAACCGGUGGAGGAGGAGCAGGUAAGUUCCGACGGGUGGGAGUGGCCGGAACAACCGGAGCCGGGAAAGCCAAUGAAGCGACGCUACAUCAAGCGCAAAAUUCGGGAGCCCAAACCGAAGGCUCCUAACCGAGGGAUCGCCAGCUCAAUGAAGUGCUACAUCUGCUCGGUGCAGUACAAUUCCCGCGAGGAGCUGGUGUCCCACCAGGUUGAGAAUCAUCGGGAUCCGUCCGAGUUCAGCUGUACCGACUGCGGUGGAAAACGGUUCGAAACGGUGACCCUGUUCAACAAUCACCUCAAGUUUCACGACGCUAAGGAACGACCGUUCCAGUGUAAGCUCUGUCCGCUUCGAUACUGCACGCGAAGAUCGGUCCGGGAGCACGUGGCCCACCUCCACGCCGGAAAGCCCAUUAGAUACAGAAAUCCGGAACGUCUCCACAAGAACCAUCAGUGCGAAACCUGCGGCAAGAUAUUGCUCUCGAUCGGCGCCCUCCGGAAGCACAUUGCGGCACGGCACGAGGCCCGCAAGCUCCAGUGUCCAACGUGCAACCGGAUCGUCAAGUCCGACCAGGCUCUGCUGAAGCACAAGCUGUGGCACCUCAACGAGCGUCCCUUCGGUUGUGAGCAGUGCGGCGUACGGUAUCGCGCCAAAACCAACCUCAACAUCCACAUGGCCGCCGCCCACGGCGGUCCCGACCCGUUCCGGUGCAAGCCGUGCCAGCUGACGUUCCGAUCGCAAGGUCAGUACCGGACGCAUCAGCGCCGCGUCCACGACAAUCGGAGCAACGAUCGGAAGAUGCGGUUGCGCUUUCGGUGCGCGCUCUGCCCGGAGGUUCCCGUCAGGAAGAAAGACCUGGAGGCGCACAUUGCGGUCAGUCACCGCGACGAGCAGUACCCGUGGGUGAGCUGUCCGCAGUGUCCGGAAGUGCGGCUGGUGAACGGGACGGCGCUCACGUGGCACAGGAGGGCAAGGCAUCGCGAGGUGAAGACGGUGGUGGGGCAAGAACCAGACGUUCACGGACAGGAAACAAAUGAAAUAAAACAAGUUCUUUAGUAGAACUACAAA
Molecule: messenger RNA, 1861 nt
Organism: Culex pipiens pallens (northern house mosquito)
Lineage: Eukaryota; Metazoa; Arthropoda; Insecta; Diptera; Culicidae
Product: GDNF-inducible zinc finger protein 1-like
Exons: 2
Coding region: 185-1849 (554 amino acids)
Biological process (GO): regulation of transcription by RNA polymerase II
Cellular component (GO): nucleus
Molecular function (GO): RNA polymerase II cis-regulatory region sequence-specific DNA binding; DNA-binding transcription activator activity, RNA polymerase II-specific
Source: RefSeq, a predicted model, not a curated record